Molecule: messenger RNA, 1487 nt
Organism: Rhipicephalus microplus (southern cattle tick)
Lineage: Eukaryota; Metazoa; Arthropoda; Arachnida; Ixodida; Ixodidae
Product: zinc finger MYM-type protein 1-like
Source: RefSeq, a predicted model, not a curated record
UUUUUGAAAAACCUGGGGCAAGUACUUCAUCAUGUCCUUUGGAAGUAGCUCCAUCUCCUGCCACUUCAUUAAUGUCCGUACAACUUGACGAAGGAGUCGUUCACGAAACUUCUAAACACAGUAUGCUAUGCGCAGACAAUCCCGGGGAUAUUGCAGUAGAGGAGGAGGACAACGGAACCGACAUUGGACUUCGGCUGGUUGAGCCUGUUGCUCUGAAGCUAAGCAAACUGGAUUCCACGAAGCACCCUCAACCUAUCAUCUCAGAACUCGUUCAGAAGCAUGACCUAGGUCUCUUAAAAUUUGACACUGGUACUGGAAAAGCCGUUGUGUCUGACGCUGUACGAACGGAAAUUGUUAAACUCGGGGCCAUGUAUUUCCAAAAUCGGGAAGGACCUUUCUUGCCAACAAACAACCGAUCAAUGACUAAGAGUUGGUUUAAGAAGAAAUUAGGUGAUGGUCGUGGUGAAGAAGUCACCCGUUCGUGGCUGGCCUACUCUCCUGCCAAAAAGGCAGCAUUUUGCAUUUGUUGCCUCCUUUUUUCCCGCUCAGAUCACCUAUCAUCUUUGGAACAAGAGGGGGGAUUCACCAAAUGGAAGGCACCCGAGAAGAUCACCCUUCACGAGAAUGCAAAGAAUCACCGAAUGUGUUUCUCACAGUGGAAAGAAAUGGAAAGAAAUUUGAUGCAUACUACGGGAAUAAUUGACGCUGACCUUCAGUCACAGAUGGAGAAAGAAAAGCACAAGUGGCGUGAAAUUUUGACGAGAGUCCUCCACUGCAUAAAAUUUCUUGCUACACAGAACUUGGCAUUACGAGGGCAUCGAGAGAGUUUUCAAACCAGCCGCGAGAACAAUGUCGGAAAUUUUCUUGGUCUUUUGAAGUUAAUUGCCGUUUUUGACCCCGUUAUGAAGCAACACCUCACAUACGUUGAAAGUCAUCCAGGGUCCACUUCGUACCUAUCGCCUUCUGUACAGAAUGAAUUCAUUCACAUGAUGGCUGUCACAGUUCGCGAGUCCUUGCUGCGAAAAAUCCGUAAAGCCAAAUAUUAUGGCAUUAUGUUUGACACCACUCCCGACCAGGCACACCGUGAGCAAAUGUCAGAAGUUGUGCGAUAUGUGGAAGUUGACUUUGAUAAAAAAUCUGUUUAUGUUCAGGAGUCCUUCCUCGGCUUUAUCCAUGUAAAGAACAAAGACGCCGAGAGCUUCGUUGACGUGAUACUUGGCAAGCUGGAAGAGGACAGAAUGAACUUACAGGACUGUCGGUCACAAUGCUACGACAACGCUGCCGUGAUGGCUGGACAAAAAAGUGGUGUCAGUCAAAGAAUCGCGGAAAAAAACAAACUGGCAAUCUUUGUAAACUGCGACAACCACUCACUGAACUUGGUUGGUGUACAUGCUGCUAAGGAAGAAGCCAUGAUGAUGACUUUUUUGGGACCAUCGAAGCACUUUACGUGUUUUUUUCUCGCUCAACGUACCGUUGGGAGAAAUUAA